Molecule: messenger RNA, 3462 nt
Organism: Colletotrichum scovillei
Lineage: Eukaryota; Fungi; Ascomycota; Sordariomycetes; Glomerellales; Glomerellaceae
Product: sulfate permease
Exons: 3
Coding region: 799-3231 (810 amino acids)
Biological process (GO): transmembrane transport
Cellular component (GO): membrane
Molecular function (GO): sulfate transmembrane transporter activity
Source: RefSeq, a predicted model, not a curated record
CAGUAAGGUAGGGAAGGUGGGAAGGUUGUAUCGUCGAAUCGAGUUCCGCUGACACACAACUUUGAAGAGCCCCAACGCAUUGAUGUCACUCCGAUCCUUGGACCUUGGGGCAAUUGCGGAACUGGAAUCCUAAUCCUUGCAGAAAACAUUCACCGACCAUUUCCUUCUCUCGUUCCCUCGUUCCCAAGCGACCCUUUGCCUUUGGAGCCCUUUGGUGCUACCUUACUACGAGUAGUUACCUAGAGGCUAGCUCCCAGUCCACAAACCACAGAUCCAGCACCGGCUCGGCACCACCACCGGCCCCAAUACGCUCGCCCGCCUCUUCAAAGGUUGCGAGCCACAGCACCUCCAAUCUCUCUCGUCGCAAUUGUUUGACCAACGAGUCAGCCUUGCUGUGACAAAUUUUCCUAUCAUGGUUCAGCCUGGCAUUGCUCCAACAAACUGAUACUCGGCAUUUCUAUCCCCAUCACCGUCUUUUCCGUCCCGAAUCUCCUCCUUCCGUCUCUACCCGCCGGCAACAUUUGCGACCUACCUACACAGUAAACUCGAGACGACUGCAACCUCUCGUCACAUCAAAACAACAACAUCAACGAGAUCAGUGUUGCGCCCUGUGUAUACCCAUACGCAUAGUCCCAGAGGAUCUCCAUAUCGAUCUAAAUCCCAAGAUCCAGUCUCGCUUAAGCUCACCCCCGCCAAUCUCAUCCGAGCAUCUCUCCAGCGCUCUUCCUCUCUUCCACCCUCUCUGCCGCCCCUCGCUGCAUGAACCUGUAACGUCAUCUUGUUUGGGGGCACGAAAAAAUGUCAGGUAGCCGACCACAACCGAGUCGCAGUCCUUCUUCGCAAACAACGCAAACAACGCAAACAACACAGACAACACAUCGCCCAGCGAAUCCCAGCGGUUUGCGCCAGAGCUACACCAUGGGCUCUCCCAUCCAAUCCCCAAGCUCUCUCGGCGGCGAGUCUGAAUACCUGAGCACUCGCGAGGAUGCCACUCCGCUAGCAACCCCUCUUCCUCACGACAACGAAACUCGCGAUCCUCCUCGCGCCGGUUCCAGCCUCAACCGACCCAACACAUUUCCCCCGAGCGAGUCGACGAGCCUCUUGCAAAAUGUUCUCAUCGACCACCCGCCAGCUAACAGCUACCCGAAUGGUACAUUCUCGCCGCGACCCGCCAGCCCUGCUGGUAGCAUGGAUCCCGAAUUUGACAGAGCAUCCUCCUCGGCGUCCGAGAUCCCAAUCUUGGACCCUAUGCUGACCGCAAUCACGGGCGACGACCACUGGAGGAAGCGAUUUGUCAGGAAGAUCAAGAGCAGGAAGAUGCACUCCUCGAGAACUUUGGCAGAGCAGGCUGGCUUCAAGGAUACCGUUUGGAUGUACCUUUCGUAUUACAUCCCUCUCUUGACUUGGCUGCCGCAGUACCAAUGGUCGUAUCUGAAGGGAGACCUUGUUGCAGCUUUGACGCUCGCCUCCCUCUACCUCCCUAUGGCUUUGUCUCUCGCCGACAACCUCGCACAUGUCCCUCCGAUCAAUGGACUGUAUGCCUUCGUCUUCAACCCGUUCGUAUACGCCGUUUUCGGCAGCGCACCCCAGAUGGUAGUUGGCCCGGAAGCUGCUGGUUCUUUGCUGGUCGGGUCUGUGGUCAGAGGCAGCAUUGACCAUGACAAGAGCGAUGAGUACAAUGCAGAGGUCCAAGCUAAGAUCUGUGGUGUUGUUGCGGGUAUGGCUGGUGCUACUGUCUUUCUUGCGGGUCUGGCCCGCCUGGGCUUCCUCGACAGCGUUCUCAGCAAGCCGUUCCUGCGCGGUUUCAUCUCUGCAAUUGGCUUUGUUAUUGCGGUUGACCAGUCUAUCCCCGAGCUUGGUCUUGCCAAGUACGCGGCAGAAAUGGGCGUGGGCCAUGGAAGCAGCAUGGACAAGCUAGAGUUCAUCUUUAGCUCAUUCGACCAUGUUCACAAGCUUACCUUCAUUGUGGCCGGAGUCAGCUUCGUAAUCAUGAUGACUAUGAGAGAGCUCAAGAAACACAUGGUGCCCAAGUACCCCGGGGUUGCGUACAUUCCUGAUCGUUUCUUCGUUGUCGUCAUUGCCGCAAUUCUCUCUUGGCACUUCGACUGGGAGAGCAAGGGAGUUGAGAUUCUCGGGCCGGUUAAGGCCGCUUCGGGUCAUCUUUUCCAAUUCAGAUGGCCCUUCCAGACUUCUCACAUGGAGCAUGUUCGUGAAGCAAUGGGCACAUCCUUCCUAAUUGCGCUUCUGGGAUUCUUUGAAUCAUCCGUUGCCGCGAAAAGCUUGAGCAGCUCCGAUAGCCCCCACGGGAUUCAGCUGAGCCCCAACAGAGAACUUGUUGCUCUGGGCGCCGCCAACAUUGUUGGAGCUUGCUUCAUGAGCUUACCCGCGUUUGGCGGAUAUGGUAGGAGCAAACUGAACAAGCAGACCGGCGGCAAGACGCCAAUGAGCUCCAUCUUCCUCAGCUUGAUUACGCUUCUUGCCGUCUUCUUCCUGUUGCCGUACUUUUACUACCUUCCCAAACCUGUCCUGUCAUCCAUGAUUACCGUUGUCGCCUGGUCCCUCCUCGAGGAGGCUCCGCACGACAUUGCCUUCUUCUUCAAGAUUCGAGGCUGGACCGAACUGGGAUUGAUGCUCAUCAUCUUCGUGUCGACAAUUUUCUACUCGCUCACCCUCGGCAUGGCUAUCGGCGUUGGUCUGUCUCUGCUUCAGGUCAUCAAGCACUCGACUCGGCCCCGCAUUCAGAUUCUGGGACGCAUUCCCGGCACGCAGCGCUUCGAGAACGCCGAGCUCAACCCCGACAGGCUAGAGUUUGUCGAAGGCUGCCUGAUUGUCAAGAUUCCCGAACCUUUGACUUUUGCCAACACUGGAGAGCUCAAGGCACGUCUUCGUAGACUGGAGCUUUACGGCACGAGCAUGGCGCACCCUGCGCUGCCGAGACUGCGCGGCGAGCAACACAACAAGAAUGUCAUUUUCGAUAUCCACGGUGUCACCUCACUAGACGGAUCGGGUACGCAGGUGUUGUUGGAGAUUGUCAGCGGGUAUAGAGAGCGUGGUGUCAGAGUGUUCUUCAGUCGCGGCCCUACGAACCCGCGUCAUCACAUCUGGAGACUCUUGAGACAGGCAGGCAUCAUAGAUCUGGUCGGUGGAGAGUCACACUUCGUGACGGAUGUCCAGGAAGCCUUGAAGCUGACCGAGUACGAGACUAGCAUCAGCGAAGUUGCGAAUGCUUAAGACAAAAGAGGCGCAAGUCAGUCAAUCCUUAUCGUCAAGUGCGCGGGGUUGGUUUGUACGUAUGGUAGAAUGCGGUUUUGUUUUUGGUUAUCAGCAUUUUGGAGCGAGAAAAGGCGUCCCGACUUUCAGUUCUUGCAGGAUAUCUGUUCGUCUUACGAAGCGUACUUUAUGCUUAAUGGUUCGCAACGACUACGUUAUGGAUAUGUUUAUAGAAAUUUUAUACAAAAAGCG